AUGGCGAAUAUGAUUGCCGGGCCUAGUGAUGAUUUUGAGCCCAGCGGCGACCCAGAGGAGCCUAUCUUUAUAUUGGCCUGGGACUGUGACGACCUUCUUCAACAAUGCUUGCGCGAAGCAGCAGAAAGCAGCUACAUUGAAAUAGAGACAAUAGAAGAUUAUGAGCGACGAUUUACAGCAUGGCAGGAGUAUCUUGGGGUGUUUGCGGAGAAUAGAGUCAGCUUAGACCGCCGACUGUAUAAACAGCCUGAGAUUCAGGAUGUUGUUAUUCGCCUACUACUUAUCUUAAAGCGAAAUCUCGAUCAGCUAACCGAGGUGCACGAUGUUGCAUCAGGGAAUCAGGAGUCGAAAGUUCAACAUUCACCUGUUCGAGACCCAGAAAACCCUUCCAAUUUAAUUGACGUGGAUCUCAGCGUCGAUGAGAUUUCAUCAGUCAUAACCUAUUCUUGUGAAGCUAUUGAUGAGGCUCUGGUGGAGCUCAGUCAGGUAGCAGUCGCUAUCCGCCAAUCGUCAAAAAAUAGCGAAACAGCUCGAGCUCGAAAAUAUGCAUCGGAAAAUCUAGAUUUGACUUCAUUAGAAAUGAUCAGUGUCCUAGCACUAGAAAAGCUUUACCCUAGCGCCCCAGAGAGCCUAAUCUUUCAAAUAGCACAGAGCAUGAUAGACCGUUACGCUCGGUUGAAACUGAGAGCUUUUCGGCACGAACAACUGAAAGUAGAUAUCAGAUCACGGCCUCAAAUUCCCAAAUCGUUGUCGCCAACAGUUCGGGAGCAGAGUCAAGAAGAAUUUGUCACCAUCGAUAAUACGAAGCCCGAGACUUUAUUACCUCCGCAGAAUCUUCCUACCCAAAACCAGAAUAUCUUGCCACCAAAGCAUACAAAAAACCCGCAACUGGCUCCGACAAUAACAUCUGCGAACUGGACACAGUUCCAGGGAAAUCUAGACGUUCUCCGUGGCCCAAGGUCACGAUCUGGGACAACAGUUGUAUUAGCCCAAAAGAACGAGCCACCAAUACCACGAUUUAAGAGUAAUCAGGAUAGGAGAUGCCAAUGGUGCUUUACUAAAAUUGGCGACGACUAUAUCAAAGAGGGCCGCUGGACUAUCUCCGGAAGGGAGCAUUACUGUAAGGAUCUAGAGCCGUUCUUCUGCCUUUCUGAGGAAUGUGCAGGCGCGGUUCCAACAUUUUCAUCAAUAAAAAAAUGGAAAAAACAUAUGAUUAGACACCACCCAAGCUGGCCACAGCAUAUCCACUGGCAACCACUCUGGAAAUGCGAUUUGCAAAGCUCAAAUUUAUUACCUGAGGGCUAUCAAUUGUGUCAUGCUGAUACUCAUCUCUCUGAUAUCUUAUUCUCAGCUCCAAACAAAUUCUCUGCCCAUUUCAAAACUGUUCAUCGGAAGUUCUGUCUUGACGAAAACUAUGCUCCCAAAGAAGGGAAUAGUAUCGAGGAAGGAGACAGUCUCGAGGUCAGCCGUCAUGCCGCCCACAAUAAGGUCCUUUUUUCAGAAGAUACUAUUUCUUCGAUAGCAAAGGGCUCUAUUGUUGAGGACUUCCCUGAGGCGAAUAUUUGUCCACUCUGCCGUAUGAAAACUAAGGGAAUGGAGAACCAGGAAUAUUCGUCUAGUGGGCUCUCUCCCCGAGUCUCAACCGAAAUGGCAAAUCAUAUUGCAGAGCAUCUACAGAAUAUCAUGAUAUUAUCACUGCGGUUACUAGAUAGCCAGGAUACAGAAUCUUGCGACUUUAUGCCUCAUGGAAGCAUGACACUGACCGAAAGCUGCCAUAGAUCCCUGUCCGACUUCCAUGAAGAAGGCUCAGAUUCAAGUGAGCACCCGUCAUCUAGAUUUAGCCUCACGACUGAAAACAAUCGAGAAACAGCCGAGCCUAUCUUUCAAGAGCCCCCCGAAUCGGUCUCACAAGAUUGGUCUAUGGUCACGAAUGAUUUAUGGAGCAAUUACCCUGGUCUCGAUAAUAAUCCCGAAAAUGAUUUGAUUCUGAGAAACAUACAGUUAGGACAGAAAAAACAGCGUCUAAAAAAAUCCGGAGAACUAACUGUCUAUGACUACACUAUCGGAUGGAUUGGUGAGUGGUUUGGGGGCGCAAGUCUUGUAUUUGAUGAAUGUCAUCAGGACCCACGAGGUUUACGCUUCGAUUAUAGCCAUCGCUAUAACUGUAAAUUCGGCCGCAUUGGAAAGCACAAUGUUGUCAUUGCAUGUAUUAUGGCUGUUCUCUGGGACCCAUUUGCCAUAUAUGGGAUACGAGACCUUAUAGAACAGUCACAAAGUAUUUUCCCAGCAAUGAGAUUCUGGUUUAUUUUUGGUGGAAUCCAGAUCAGCCUCCCGAUGCGAAAUAUUCGCUUCGGGGAUAUUAUCGUCGGACAAUUAGAAAAAACUUCCCUAUCAGGGGCCCCGGCACCUCGUCGUUUCAAACGGAAUAUUAUUGAUUUUACUACCGCAGCCGCGAUCGCAAACUAUCCUACACUCACAAUUGAAAGUAUUGGUGUUAGAGGUUCACCAAACACACUACCGCCAAUUGCUCGAGAAGGGAUCUUAAAAACUCAAAAAUUGCCACCAGCAGUUUUAGGAAGUGAGGUACUGGUGAAUAUGAAGGAUUUCCAAGAGAAGGCGGCAUUUCUCGCAGAUGAAUUGAAAGGCCCGACGUCGACACGCACACGCGGACACGUAUCUUUGGAAAAGUUCUCCCCAGAUAUUAAUUCAGGGUUCGAUACCAUCCCCAAAAAUUAUGGAUAUAAAUACGAGGGUAAAGCCUCCGAGACUCAGCACAGUGGUUCAGAAAAUGACAGGAUUAUUUUCACUGGAUUCCAGUCAGUUAAUCUAGACAGCCAAUCCCCCUGUUUAUAUAUUGGCGGAUACACCGGACCUCGAGGACCGGAGCCAACUUGGCUGACAGGCGACCAUGAUUGGAUUGCAAUUAUAUCUUUUACAACCGCCGCAUACGGCAAAGCACUUCUCAAUAACAUCCAACCUGCGGAUAAAAGUGAAUAUAGACAAAGAGCCCGCAAGUAUGUCGAGACUAUAACAGAUAGACUCAAGAUAUAUCUACCUGACUUUGGAAACACCCUCAAUUAUGGCGUCAACGAAGCCGCCAUCGAACAAAUAAUCCCUCCAAAAGUACAAGCGGCCUGUCUUGGAUGGGUAUAUCAUCUAGGAAACACUAUGGACAAAAUUGAAGAUGGGGACUGGGUGCAUAAGUUCCUCGAGGAGAACUUCUUGGUUUGGAUAGGAUGUGUAAUCCUAUUAUGUGGCGCCGGCUCAAGUCUAGAUAUGGUAGUGUCUUUGAAGUCAAUGCUUACAAGAGACAAGGGUCAAAAAACAUCAAAGAUUUUGUCGCAGGCUGCAAUGCUCCUCCGUCAUUAUGGGAAGAGAGGUCCAUUGCAACUGUAUCGAUUUAAUCGUAAUAUAUGUUUCAAAGAGAGCUCAGCCAACAAAGAAGUCUUUUGCAUGGCAGAUGACAAGCCGUUUCCAAAUUCGCCUCCAGUUUAUUGGUUGCCAAGAUGGGCAGUUGCGAAAGUACUUCAAUAUCUUUCACCGACUGAAAUUAUAACCGCUAUUCAGAAUAUAAAGCCUUUUCGGACCGGUUUAGCUUUCUGGAAUUCAGGAGAGAUCAAAUUCGAUGGAGAGCAGCUUUCUUAUUUGUAUUCUUGGAACAACUACGCAUUGUCAAUCGCUGAAUCCGAAUCUAGCACUUUCCAAACUCCGGAUGUGAGAGAUCAAAUCAUUAAAGCCUUUGACAAACAGCUGGAGUCAUUGUUGAACACAACGAGGUUUCCCUUACCCUUGACCAACUUCAACAUCUGUUGGAUUGAAUUUCAAUACGUAUAUCCGGGCAAUAGAAAUCAUGAACUGGAAUGGGAGGACCUUGCAGCUAAGCUUACUUCUAUUCCCAAAAUAAUGAGGACUAUUGAACAGUUUUGUGCUGAAAUAGCGAUUACCAGUUCGGAACCCUUUAUCAAGUGUGACUUCGGAAUUAAACUAAAUGAUGAAGUCUUUACUGCAUGUCGUCUACUCCGCGAGGUUAUUUCUUCUGCGGAGGAGCCAAGAAAACCCAAAAAUAGAGAUGAAGAGCCGGUCUACGACAUACACAGAGCAGUCCAUUGGAUUACAGAAUUUGGUACAAGAGGAAUUAAAUCCCUUAAGGCUAUAAUGGGAUCUGAUACAGGAGUGAUUGCAAAGUAUUUGGCCAUUGCGAGUCAUUGUGGACCAGAUUUCUUGCCUAAAGUUUACAGUCGUCUCGUAGUACCAAGACGUAUAAAGGCCACUACUUUUGCAACUCUGGUAUUUACGUUAUCAAGUGGGUUUGGGAAAGCACUAAAAUUCCUCCACGACGACUUGGAAAUAAUAGAAACGUUAGAAAGCACUUCAGACGAAAAACUGAGACGGUGGGAGAAGUUCUGGGACGAUUUUCUUGAUUUUAUUUUGCCGCCACAGAGGGUCUCAGAGGUUAAAACCGUCGACGAUUUCAAAAAAGAGAUCAAUACAUUUGUAGAAUAUUCCAGGCUGGGAAGGUUUUUCCCACCGAAAAGCACAUUUAUCAAGAAUGUCGUCGACAAAGCGGUGAGCUUAGGCCAAGACCCUUCGAACUCACUCGACACCAAGGACUUAGCGAGGAUAGCGUUGUACCAGCCAGUCAUAUGUUAUGACGAUAGCGGAUCAAUGAGACAGGGCACCCGUCGGGACGACUUGAAAGAUCUCGUAAAAACAAUCGCUAGUGUCACUAGUAGAACAGCUCCUGAUGGUGAAGGCGUCGAAAUUAGGUUUAUUAACCAUCCUACCGCUCCCCACUAUAGCAAGCCAAGCUUGGACGCAAUAGACUCGAUAAUGGCAGAAGCGACGUGGGACGGCUGGACACCUAUAGGAACUAACCUUAAAGAAAAAAUACUCGAGCCACUUAUCUACUCGAAACUUAGAUUAAACAGUAACGUCCUCACUCGACCGGUUCUUAUAUGUAUAAUUACAGACGGAUGCCCAGAAGGAGGACCAAUGUCAAAAGAGACACGCGAUACCUUAAGGGAUAAUAUUGUCGAGUGUGGUAGAGUGCUUGCACAGCAUGGUUAUCAUGUAGAUGCUCAGAUUGGGGAGGAUGAAGAGGCUACGGCGUGGUUAGACGAAUUGAGAGAUGCAGGGCUCGAUCACGUUCUCUAUUGUGCCACCGUAGCAGAAGAACUCUGA
Molecule: messenger RNA, 5181 nt
Organism: Orbilia oligospora ATCC 24927
Lineage: Eukaryota; Fungi; Ascomycota; Orbiliomycetes; Orbiliales; Orbiliaceae
Exons: 9
Coding region: 1-5181 (1726 amino acids)
Source: RefSeq, a predicted model, not a curated record